AUGAGCGAGGAAAAUCCACACUCUCACUUGUCUUGGUUUCUGAAAUAUUGUGGGAAUUUCAAGUAUCAAGGAAUUAAUGAAGAAGCACUCAAGAUGCGCCUUUUCCCUCACACUUUGAAGGAUAGGGCUCGAGAGUGGUUAGACUCAUUACCACUGGGUAGUAUUACUACAUGGACAGAUUUGGUACAGAAGUUCACACUCAAAUACUUUCCACCGGCCAAGAUUAACAAACUUAAGCAUGAGAUUUCAACUUUUCAGCAAGCUGAGUUUGAAAACUUUCAUGAGGCAUGGGAGAGGUUCAAGGAGCUUUUGAGAAAGUGUCCGAGUCAUAGCUUCCCACUACCAGCUCAAAAUCAAUUUUUCUAUGUUGGACUCACUCCUCAAAGUCGCUCUGCAGUUGAUUCCACAACAGAAGGAUCUAUCCGAAAUAAAUCAGCCGGGGAGCUUCACGACCUUUUUGAGACAAUGAGUGAGCAGUUAGUCAUGUGGCCAGAUAGAAGCUCACAUAAAAGAGUAACUGGAGUGCAUGAAGUGGAUGUUAACACAUUAAUGUUGGCCAAGAUUGAUGCAUUAUCAAAACAGAUGGAAGCAUUCAAAUACUCCUCAUCCGUUAAUAUGGUGCAAGGAUCUCAUCCUAUUUGUGGAACUUGUGGGGCAAAUCAUCUGUCGUCCGAAUGUCCACUAGUCAUCACGGAUCCUUCUUUCACAGAGCAGGCCGCAUAUGCACAGAACUUUCAACGUCAGCAAAAUUUUCAGUGGCAACAAAAUCAUCCAUUUUCUCAGACCAACAAUCAGAAUAUUCAAAAUCCACCAAGACAAGGGCAACCACAAGGGGAAAAAGGAGGAUGGGAAGAAGCGGUUUCAAAGCUUCAAGAACGAAGUGACCGGACCGAUGCAACUAUUAAGAAUAUUGAAAAUCAAAUUGGGCAGUUAGCAAAAAUCCUAACAGAGAGACAACCAGGCACUUGGCCUAGCAACACCGAGGUGAAUCCGAAAGAGCAAGUAAAUGCAAUCACAACAAGGAGUGGGGUGCAACUACCAGAAAUUCAUGUUAAAAGACCAGGUGUGGCAAAACAAAAUGGUAUUAUUCAGGAGAUAACAGAUCAACUUGAAGAGUCUGACGUAGCAGCUGAACAAGAGAAGGUAAUUCCAUCACCAGUCAAGCCAUAUGUUCCUCCAAUUCCAUUCCCUCAGAGGUUGAGCAAGCACAAGAUGGAUAAACAAUUUGAGAAGUUUUUGGAGGUAUUUAAGAAACUUCAUAUUAAUAUACCGUUUGCGGAUGCCUUAGCCCAAAUGCCCAGCUAUAUGAAAUUCAUGAAGGAAAUCUUAUCAAAUAAGAGGAAACUAGAGGAGCAUGAAACAGUCAACCUAACGGAGGAGUGCUUAGCCAUCUUGCAGAAGAAGCUUCCACCAAAACUCAAGGAUCCAGGGAGUUUUUCUAUUCCUUGCACUAUUGGAAGAGCUUUGAUUGAUGUCCAACAAGGAACACUUAGCCUUAGGAUUUAUGAUGAGACGGUUACGUUUAAUGUAUUUAAGGCUAUGAAACAUUCUAAUGGCAAUGAAAAAAAAGUCUUAAUGAGAGAUGGCAUUGUGGAUUUAGUAGAAAGACCUGAUGAGCCUAAAGAAAAUUGUAUUGCUAACUCUUUUGAUGAGCAGGAACAAAGUUUGGAUGCCAAGAACAAGGUCGUGGUCGUGGGUACAUUAUCAGAAGUGAUAAUGCAGUCGAAGAGUCGUCCUACACCAGCUAUUUGCAAGGGCAAAGCCAUUGUCGAAAUUUCCAAUACCUCAAAACGAGCAUGUGUUGAUCUAUCUACCAUCACAACCUUGACACUAUGGACCGGCCUGAAUGACUUGAGUGAUUAUGCCCGUAGAGGUAUCUUAAAACCUGGUGCCUCAUGGUCAUCUGGCUUGGGAGUCAUCGGCUGA
Messenger RNA from Diospyros lotus (date-plum), 1926 nucleotides. RefSeq lists its product as uncharacterized. Bases 1 to 1926 code for a protein of 641 amino acids. Lineage: Eukaryota; Viridiplantae; Streptophyta; Magnoliopsida; Ericales; Ebenaceae. The transcript is spliced from 5 exons. The record is from RefSeq and is a predicted model, not a curated record.